CACAAGUAUUGUGCAACAACAGACAUCUCGCUGCACGUAGUGAUGAGCUGCUGAAACUGGAGACAUCUAGAUCAAGAAAAACAGCACCAAUCUGAUCACAAUUAAAACUGCUGUCACAUCAGGUUAUACGAGCUCUUCAAAUAUCGGACCUGGUUUCCAGCGACUGUGCUCGUUUCAUCACAUUAGUCUGAGAUGCUGCAAACGCUGCUGUUCAUCUUGACUGUCGUCAGAAUGAAAAACUGUGAGAUUUCACACCCUGAUGAACCGACUAACUUCUCCAUCAGAGUACAAGACAACUUCACUGAAGAGGCCGGUUUGUGCAUCAGAGUGUUCUGUUCUUUCACUGUCCCUCAAAGUGUCUCAAAACCCAUUAGGAGAACCUGGUUCAAAGGAGAUCCACAAAAACCAUCUGUUGAAGUUCCUUGUGUUAACAUACUUGAUAUAUAUUUGGGCAAUGAGAUAGAGUGCAGCUUUAUGCUAAACAACUUGGUUCAGGGCGAAUCUGAUGGUGAAUACAGACUGAAACUGGAGUGGGGACAAGGGAAAGUGCAUAUCUUUUCUCAGACAGUGAAUAUUACUGUAAAAGAGCUCACCCAGAAACCAACUAUAAACGUCCCACAGCUCACAGCAGGAGAGAAGGCCGAGAUAUCCUGCAAAGUUCCAGGGGAUUGCACGAAUCCAUCGGUAGAUAUUGUUUGGACAGGGAUUAAACCUGAUGAAACUAGACGUGGAGCUCAUGCAGUGAUUGGCAGGGUACAGCAGUAUUCAGUAAUGACUUUCCAUCCUGAGCCUGAACAUCACAAUACUAAGCUCACCUGCACAGUCAUUUAUCAAAAAAGCAUACAGACUGAAAGUACUGUGAUCCUUGAAGUAAGACAUGCUCCUAAAAUCCUGAAUAGCUCUCGUUGUUUGGUGUGGGGUGAUGAAUUGACCUGCAUGUGUGUCAGCAGUGGUGUGCCGUUACCCCAGAUAUACUGGUCGAUUCUGGAUGGUGAAUAUUACAGUGUCUUUUCAGCAGAGAACACCAUCAGUAUCAUCACCGUCUCCAUUGCUAGUUUCAGGAACAUCAACGCUACUGUUGAAUGUGUCAGUGAGAAUCUCGUUGGUUGGACAGAAAUGAAAAUCCAAGUGCACAAUCAUGCUGAGAAACCCAAAGUAAGUUGGAGUUUGUCCACCUCUUGGAUAUUCUUUACCCUUUCAGCUGUUGUAAAUGUCAUCUUUGCUUCCUGUUUGACUGUCGUCCUACGGAGAGAAACACAAAAGCAACCAAAUGAUGACAACCAUGUCUACAUGACUUCAAUGAAGAGAGAGGAAUCUGUGUAUGAGACAAUUAAAAUGUCUUCAGAGAGAUCUUAGUGCUUUGAUCGACACAUUACAGCUUAGGCUAAAUGAAGGUUUUGUUGAGAUUAUAUGUCAAGUGGCUUUUCUUACACAUCAGCAUAAAGUGGAACAGUUAGCAUGCUUAUUAGCACAUGCUAAUGUCCUAAAACUCCAAACUGAACAACAGUUGUUUUUAAUAUGUGUGUCUUUUAUACUUCAUGCCAGAAAAAUGAAAAAAUGCUUUUUCACACUCUGUGUAUUAUUAUCAGUGUUUUAGAAGAGGUUUGUAAUCCUUAUGUUAAUAUAUUUUAAUAAAAUAAAAAC
This is a messenger RNA of Ctenopharyngodon idella (grass carp), 1644 nucleotides long. Its product is annotated as sialic acid-binding Ig-like lectin 5. The transcript is spliced from 7 exons. NCBI's taxonomy places the organism in Eukaryota, Metazoa, Chordata, Actinopteri, Cypriniformes, Xenocyprididae. The record is from RefSeq and is a predicted model, not a curated record. Bases 193 to 1356 code for a protein of 387 amino acids.